Molecule: messenger RNA, 858 nt
Organism: Acanthosepion pharaonis
Lineage: Eukaryota; Metazoa; Mollusca; Cephalopoda; Sepiida; Sepiidae
Source: the annotation of a GenBank genome assembly
AUGCAACUUUGUUUCUGUUUUCUGCCGCCUCACAAUUAUUCCUUUGUUUCCAAGAACGUCUCUGUCUUCGUUACUUACCGAUUCUCUCUCUUUUACACUUUCUGCCCAUAUCUAUCAGCAUUUGUACUUUCAUUAGCGCGUACAUACAUGCAACACAUGUACGGACGGGACGCAAACAUCCACAGAGAAAUAAUCAUUGUGUACAGAAUAAUUAUCCCCAUUGUGACAGUCGCUUCUCAGUUUGAACUUGAGACCAUCUUAACUUUUCGCAUGUUUUUUUUUUUUUUUUUACUACAAAUAACUGGAAGAUUAAAUGAAAAUCCUGAAUCUCUGUCUUUCUCUCUAUCUAUCUAUCUAUCUAUCUAUCUAUCUAUCUAUCUAUCUAUCUAUCUAUCUAUCUAUAUAUAUAUAUAUAUAUAUAUAUAUAUGACUCCUUCGCUACAUAAGAAUCUAUCUAUCUAUCUAUCUAUCUAUCUAUCUAUCUAUCUAUCUAUCUAUCUAUCUAUAUAUAUAUAUAUAUAUGAGAUAUUCCACGUGUAUAGGCUUGUCGCUAGUCGUACGACACUUAAAUUAUACACCUUGUGUAAUAUCGACUUGCUACCAGCAGUAACAAUUCCCCUGGUAGGUCAUGUGAACACUGAACGUCCGCCAUCUUGUCAAGUAAUUUCCCUCCUGCAAGACAAUUUUUUUUCUCUCUCUUUCUCCUUUCAAAUUUUUCUUUCAAUUUUUGCUUGUCUGUCUCCCACCAGAACUGAUUCCCCACCAACAGAAGAUUUUAGCUAUCUAUUCGAUAUACAGUACCGUUUUGUUUUCCGUCAUUUGCUCGAGGAACGUUCUUAUUUUUUCUUGUCAGAAUGA